This is a messenger RNA of Yarrowia lipolytica CLIB122, 609 nucleotides long. RefSeq lists its product as uncharacterized. Lineage: Eukaryota; Fungi; Ascomycota; Dipodascomycetes; Dipodascales. The record is from RefSeq and is a predicted model, not a curated record.
AUGCUCUAUUCGGUCGCAGAGAACACGCCUCUCUCCAAGCUCCCCGAGUUUUCGGACGACUUUUACGCCCUCAUCAAGCAUCUGGAAUACCACAGCACGCCAGACGCCGCAGACGAGAUCUUCAAGGGCACGGCCGGACAAAAACUGGAGCUCACGCGAUGGUUCGAGGGGAGUCGAGACAGACAGAAGAACCCCCUCAACGUGUACUUGCUAAACGUGGGGAAUGAAGAGGAGGUGGAGGCUCUGGAGGAGGAUAACGAGGUCAUGUUCAAAAUGUUUGUGCGGUGCUCCAACUACAACAGAAGGUCUCACUGGCUGAGCGAGAAGGAUCCCAAGCUGAUGCGACUGGCAGCAAUGUAUUAUCUGGAGCAGGAGAAGUUUCUCAAGAGCCUGUUCAACGUGCUUACCCCCGAACGAGCUGCCGUCUACACCGACGACGCCAACUUCACCAAUUCCGGCGCUCUUCGAGUUCUCAAGCUGCUGCGACGAGAAAACACCCCUGGCAUUUUCAACAUUCCUCACGGCAGGUUGAGACACUACAGAGUGGCCAAAGCUCUUUACAAUUGGCGCAACGGUGAAUACAACCCGUUAUUAUACAGCCCUAAUUAG